AUGGCUGCCGUCUGGCGUCCUAGAAUGGGUGUAGCAGCCAAAGAGCUCUUGAACAACACCUAUCUCUUUCAGUUCUUCCAUGACAUUGAUAUGCAACGCGUCCUCAACGACGGGCCAUGGUUUUUUGAGCAAAAUCGUCUCGUCCUCGCGAAAACCCAACCAGACAUUCCCCCCAUGGUUAUCCCACUCAACAUUGCUGACUUUUGGAUCCAAAUACAUGAUUUACCGCUUGGCUUCUUCUCGGAGAAAUCGAUCUCGGCUAUCGGAAACUUCAUUGGAGAAUUUAUCAGUAUUGACGAAGCUGCUCUCUCCGGCUGGCUGAAAUCUUUCAUUCGUAUUCAGGUCAGAAUUGAUAUAUCUAAACCUUUGGUCAGUCAGAAGCGUAUCAAGCGAAAUGGUGGUGAUUGGAGUUGGAUUUCAUUCAAGUAUGAACGAUUACCAAAUUUUUGUUUCAUUUGCGGUUUGAUCGGCCACACUGAGAAAUUUUGUGUCAAGCUCUUCGAAGGAUUCUCUCCAACAAUGGAAAAACAGUUUGGGCCAUGGCUACGAGCGCCUAAUCGCCGCCCGUCACCAGUGACCGGAAACAGGUGGGUCGUCUCCGACCAGACUGAGCGCUUAACGACAACUUUUCCCUCUGGGCAGAGCCAGGACAGCGUUGAGGGUGGUACAGGCGCAUAUCCCGGUCGGGUACAGAGGAGCACACAGUGUACAACUUUCCCAGUGAUGCAACACGUAGCCUCGGGUACUGCUGUACAACAUACGACUACUGGUAACGACAUAAACAUGGAGCAGGUGGACAACCGAAUUCCUUCUGAUGGGCUGGUCAUUCUAGACCAGAAGCGUAGACGGACUGAUACGUUUGGGCCUGAUGAGGAACCCAAUCUUGGGCCAACAGCUGAGCCCACAAUCUCUCCUUUUGAUCUGAAUGGACCUUCUAUUUUUCCAAAAAACUUGCCAAGGGCGGGACCUGCGGAUCAAGCUCACCCAGAACAAUGA
Molecule: messenger RNA, 996 nt
Organism: Ipomoea nil (Japanese morning glory)
Lineage: Eukaryota; Viridiplantae; Streptophyta; Magnoliopsida; Solanales; Convolvulaceae
Exons: 1
Coding region: 1-996 (331 amino acids)
Source: RefSeq, a predicted model, not a curated record